This is a messenger RNA of Encephalitozoon cuniculi GB-M1, 1089 nucleotides long. RefSeq lists its product as uncharacterized. Lineage: Eukaryota; Fungi; Microsporidia; Unikaryonidae. The record is from RefSeq and is marked provisional. Gene Ontology annotation, cellular component: Golgi membrane. Gene Ontology annotation, biological process: protein palmitoylation. Bases 1 to 1089 code for a protein of 362 amino acids. Gene Ontology annotation, molecular function: palmitoyltransferase activity; protein binding. The transcript has a single exon.
AUGGACGAUGCAGAAAUCAAGGAUGCCUUGAUGGCGAAAGACCCGGAAUCUCUGGAGGGCAUUCCAAACGACUACAGGUUUUCCGAUGGAACAGGGCUGAUUCACUGGGCAUCGAUGUAUAACAACCUUGACGUCUGCCGCAGACUGGUGGGGUGUCAUGGCGCCGUCAACAGUGUUGGAGGAGUGCUAGACAGCUCUCCCCUGUACUAUGCGCUCUACAACUCAAACUACAGAGUCAUGAAGCUCCUGAUAGAGCAUGGUGCAGACAUCACAUAUGUAAACAAAAGCGGACUGGGGCUUCUACAUACAUGUGCCAGGUUCGAUGAUGUUCUUGGGAUGGUUCUGCUUCUGAGCCACGGUGCAGACAUAGGUGUCAGGGACACCAGGAAAAGAACGCUGUGGACAUAUGCAAGGAUAAAGAGGGCCAAGAACGUUACAAGGUUUCUGGAGGUAAGCACGAUGAUCGGGAGGCACAGAAGAUGGAUGGUCGAAGGGAUGUUCAUAGGAAUGCACUGGGUAUCUUUUUUCUUGGGAAGGAGGUGGCAGGUUGGGGUUGCUGUUGCGCUUCUGAUUUUCUGGGGGAGAGUGGCACACACGAGACUUCCAAUGUAUCUUAAUCUAUUUUAUUCUUUCUACAUCAGUUACAGGAUCUUUGGAAGAGGCUACGAGCACAUCAUAUAUAUGCUCGAGUAUUUUUCCACUCUACUUCGUCUGGUCGUGUCUAAGCCAAGGUUUGGGCCUGUAAGCACAUGCUCCGGGGCAAGGGAGUUGAUAUCCGCAAUGAUAGAUCAGGACGAAUACACAAUGGAGAACUUCUGCUAUACAUGUCUGGCACGGAAGACGGGUGGGACCAAGCACUGCUCCAUCUGCAACAGAUGCAUUCUGGGGUUUGAUCACCACUGCCCCUGUAUAAACAGAUGCAUCAGCAGAGACUCUGCAGAGCUAUUUGGAAGCCACCUGCUCUCCACCCUCACGGUUGCUGUGAGUGUACUUCUCUCGAAUCAGAUUCCCGAGAUGGGCCUAGAGCUAGUGUCUGUAGCAACCUUUAUUAUACUCGUUCUGGCUGCAAGGAGCCCCAGACCGGUAUAA